UCCGAUUUUACAACAGCCGCUUUUUUCUGUGGACUGGAUUCAUCAUCCUCGAAAAUACUAUGCCACAGCACCUCCCACCACACACAGACUAAUAAUUGAUAUAAAUCGAGUCAAAAUAGGGAAAUCUGAAAGUUCCACCGUACAUCACGAUCAACGCCCACAGAACCCACCGAAAUACCUUGCAUUGAACCACACCGAAUCGCCCCACCCAACACGAACCAUAUAAGCCCUCUGGCCUCCACCAUUCUGCUCGGAGAAGCCACCACGUGUAUUCACGGACACCGAAACUCGGUCCUCCCAACUCAGCCAUGGCGUUUGUGACUCAGCGGUUCCUCCCAAUCACCAAACCAUUCACAGAACCCAAAUCCAAACCCAGACCCACCAUUUUUCUCCCAAAGGGUCUCCCCCAAACAUCUGGAAUUUUCUCUGGUACCAACCGGAAAAGAUGGGUCGUUGCAGUGGCAGAAGAGCUCGAUGUGAUCCCAGUUCAGAGCAGCGACUCCACGGAUCAGCAAGAUGGGGUUUUGGCGAGAAUUGAGGUGGAAGAAGAGGGGGAACUGGUGAACCAGGUGGGUGGGUUCUCUGGUGAAGGGAGGUUUUCGUUUGAGGGAGCUGGGGAGUUUCAGGGCUUUUCUUCUUCGUCUUCUUCUUCGACGAGUUCGGAGGGACAGGGUGAGGCUGAGGAUGUUGAGAGGUUGAUUGAUAGAAGUAUCAAUGCAACGAUUGUGCUAGCUGCUGGGAGUUUUGCCGUCACCAAAUUGCUUACCAUCGAUGCUGAUUACUGGCAUGGAUGGACGAUUUUUGAGAUCCUAAGGUAUGCACCCCAACACAACUGGAGUGCUUAUGAAGAAGCUCUUAAGACAAACCCAGUUUUUGCCAAAAUGGUUAUAAGUGGAGUGGUCUACUCUUUAGGGGAUUGGAUUGCACAGUGCUAUGAAGGAAAACCUCUUUUUGAGUUUGACCGUGCUCGGAUGUUGAGAUCAGGCCUUGUCGGUUUCACCCUACAUGGAUCACUUUCCCAUUAUUAUUACCAGUUUUGCGAGGCACUUUUCCCUUUCCAAGACUGGUGGGUUGUUCCUGCUAAAGUAGCCUUUGACCAAACUCUAUGGGCUGCUGUUUGGAAUAGCAUUUAUUAUACAGUUGUGGGAUUUUUGCGUUUUGAUUCCCCAGCCAAUGUUUUUGGUGAAUUGAGGGCAACAUUCUGGCCCAUGCUGACUGCCGGAUGGAAACUUUGGCCAUUUGCUCACCUUAUUACAUAUGGCGUGAUCCCAGUAGAACAAAGGCUCCUGUGGGUGGACUGUGUAGAGCUCAUUUGGGUGACAAUCCUUUCAACUUACUCAAAUGAGAAAUCAGAAGCAAGAGUAUCUGAAGCAUCAGCAGAAGCAGCUUCUAAUUCUCCACCAACAGGUUCUCCUGAGGUAUGUCAAUUAAAUGUUUUGUUCUGAUCACGUAUCAUACACUAUAAUACACUUACUUGGUGUUUUUUCAUAUCAGAAGUAAAUCAAGUGGAAACAACCAGAAGCAUGAGGGAAAAUCGGGGAGGCGUAGUUCACUUGUACCAUUGAGAGAGUGAAGUUCACAUCGGUGAAAGACCAUGGCUUGAAGUUUAAUGUGGCUGGGAAAGGUUGAUUUAGUUUAUUGCACACCUUCCUUUGCAGCUUGCAUACUCUUGUGACGGUAUCUUCACUCUCUUUAAUUAUGUAUAUACAGAAUUCUUAAACAUUGUGUUGAGGUCAAAUGUGGAAAAUUUCUAAUUUUAGCAAGAUACAGAUCAGCUUUCCCUUUCUAUCAUUUUGUCCUAUGAACCAAUUCAAUAAUGCACUUUGUUAUUACCCAAA
Messenger RNA from Vitis vinifera (wine grape), 1838 nucleotides. RefSeq lists its product as uncharacterized. The record is from RefSeq and is a predicted model, not a curated record. Gene Ontology annotation, cellular component: membrane; cytoplasm. Bases 309 to 1445 code for a protein of 378 amino acids. The transcript has 6 exons. Lineage: Eukaryota; Viridiplantae; Streptophyta; Magnoliopsida; Vitales; Vitaceae.